Molecule: messenger RNA, 1440 nt
Organism: Ochotona princeps (American pika)
Lineage: Eukaryota; Metazoa; Chordata; Mammalia; Lagomorpha; Ochotonidae
Gene: MSANTD7
Product: Myb/SANT DNA binding domain containing 7
Exons: 4
Coding region: 308-1393 (361 amino acids)
Source: RefSeq, a predicted model, not a curated record
UGAUGCAGGUGACAGAGUUACCCCAGCUGUAGUUGCUUAUUCAGACAAUGAAGAGGUUGUUGGACUGGCAGCCAAACAAAAUAGAAUAAGAAAUAUUUCAAAUACUGUAAUAAAAGUAAAGCAGCUCCUUGGCAGAAGCUAGAAAUGCGGUCCUCGGACCUGGCUUCUGUGCAAUUAAUAGCCGUAAGAGGGAAGAAUUGGUUGGCUGCUGGAAAUAUACUGAGAGCACACAGAGUGUACCCAUACCUUCAAAUUUGCACCUUGCUGCCUGGGAGCGUGCUUCAGUAACCAUCCUUCCCAACUCACUAUGGCCAGUGCCAGUAGCAGUGCAGGCAUCCGAUGGUCCAGACAGGAGACACGAACUCUUUUGUCCAUACUUGGGGAGGCGGAGUAUAUCCAGCGCCUCCAGACUGUGCACCAUAAUGCAGAUGUCUAUCAGGCUGUUUCUAAACGAAUGCAACAGGAAGGCUUCCGCCGCACAGAACGUCAGUGCCGCUCCAAGUUUAAAGUGCUGAAGGCAUUAUACUUAAAGGCCUAUGUUGCUCAUGCCACCAGUGUGGGUGAUCCACCUCGCUGUCCAUUUUAUGAUACGUUGGAUCAGCUUCUCCGUAAUCGGAUAGUGACUGAUCCCAACAACUUAAUGGAGGCUGCUGCUUGGGCCAAGCACUGUGAUCAGAACAUAAUGGCCUCUGACAAGCCAGGGGAAGAGGGAGCCAACGUUCUGAAGGUAAAAGAAACUCGGGCAGCUGAUCGCCAAUCUGCCUUGAAAACAGUGCAGAAAUCAGAUGAGGAUUGUCAGCUGAGAAUGAGUGGCCGGAUGCAAGAAACCAGUGACCUUGAGGAAUCCUGGGAUGAAUCCUCGGGCACAGGGUGCUCUCAAGGGACCCCCACCUACAGCACUUCCCACAAACUUUUCCGAGCUGCAGUUGCUCCUUGUGAGAGCAGCCCCGUGACCAGACGGGGUGUGUUCAACGAGCCCAGUCCUUGCACUAGCUCCAGCCGUAACUCCCCCGAUGUAGCCUCCACCCCGCGGCCUCCAGUCUCCUUUUCCAGAGUUGGUUUUGUUUCUGGAGGGCAUAGGCCUUUGACCAGUGAACCCCCUCCAAAGUGGGCAAGGCGAAGAAGGCGGUCAGUGGCCAGGACAAUUGCAGCUGAGUUGGCAGAAAACAGGAGACUGGCACGAGAACUUUCAAAGCGUGAGGAAGAAAAACUGGACAGGCUGAUUGCUAUUGGUGAGGAAGCCAGUGCUCAGCAAGACGCUGCCAAUGAGCUUCGCAGAGAUGCUGUCGUCGCGGUCCGCCGUCUGGCCACAGCCGUGGAAGAGGCAACUGGUGCUUUUCAGCUAGGGCUUGAAAAAUUGCUUCAAAGGCUGAUUUCAGACACCAAAACCUAGCAACUGUUGUCAUCUGACAUUCUGGUUCCUUUUUUGUCUCCGCAGGG